AUGCAGCCGAGAGAUUCACAUCUUGAGCAUUGCGAUCGAGGUCCAAUAUGGGAGGAGCUGGACGAGGAUGAUGCUUUGCUGAGGACUCCAGUGAGUAGUCGCUCUUCGUCACAGCAGCUCGUCAUCAGCGUGCGAUUCUCACCUCGCUCCUCUCAUCGCCGUCAGAGAGGCACGCCCGCCCCUCUGCCCACCGCCAGACAGCCUCGUCCCUCACUUCAGCGCGACUCCACGCUCUCCACCAAUCGAUACAGCCACGUCUCCUCCAUCCGGCACAGCGUCGCCACCUUCCUCAGCUACGACUCGACCGACUGGGCCGUCCUCGCACGCGCCUCUCCUCCCCCACUAGACUCGUCCGACCCCAAUGAACCAGAAGAAGAUGACUGGCUACACGACCCUCACCUCUUCGCCAAGCACAAGAAGUGGACAAGACGCAGUCGCUGGUUCUCUACACGAGCAAUCGUUGAUUUCGGUGUCCUCUUGCUCCUCUUCGCCGGAAUAGUCUUCAUCUUUCUUGGCUAUCCGGUCCUUACUGCACUCUUCCUCUCCCCUACCUCGAAGCUGGGCGGCUUUGGGCUUGGGGGGACGAAUGGGAGUGGUCAAGUGCCGGAGGGACCGCUCAAUAGAGAUGGGCUGAUCGAUCGGGAUACGCCGAAGAGCGCUUAUUGGCGGAGAGGGAUUGAUGAUCCGAGUAAGAGGUAUAGGCUGGUGUACAGUGACGAAUUUGAGACAGACGGGAGAAGCUUCUGGCCGGGAGACGAUCCGUUCUGGGAGGCGUUGGAUCUGCAUUACUGGGCUACGGGGAAUUACGAGUGGUACUCACCUGAUGCCAUCACAACUCGUGAGGGGGCACUACAGAUCACGCUUAGCGAGCAUGUCAGCCACAACCUCAACUUUCGCGGAGGAAUGCUGCAGUCAUGGAACAAAUUCUGCUUCACCGGCGGGUACGUGGCCGCCUCCGUACGUCUACCCGGCACAGCCUCGCGGGGCGGUACGUGGCCUGCGGUCUGGGCGAUGGGGAACUUGGGGAGGGCGGGGUACGGCGCCACUUUGGAGGGAACAUGGCCAUACGCGUAUGAGGGGUGCGAUGUUGGGACCCUGCCUAAUCAGACGACCUGGGACGGGAAGCCCACCGCAGCGCUCACGGGAGGCAGCGUGACCUUCAACAAGAAGCACAAGAGCAACGCCUUAUCCUUCUUACCUGGGCAGCGUCUCUCCGCCUGCACGUGCCCCAACGAUGAUCACCCCGGCCCGCGCCUCAAAGACGGCUCGUGGCGUGGCCGCUCAGCACCAGAGAUCGACGUCUUCGAAGCGCAGGUGUCCAGCAGCAGGCUGCAGGUCUCCCAAUCAGGGCAGUUUGCCCCCUUUAACAUGUACUACGAGCCAACCAAUACCACCGCACCUGCGUGGCGCUUCUGGCAGCAAGGCGCAAGGGUCAACUCGUACACGGGCGAGGUCAACCAGCAGUCCAUGAGCGGGGUGACUCCCGCCGUACAGGAGGCAGUGCAGCGUGGCGGCGAUGGGAGCUUUGCAGAGUACGGCUUUGAAUAUCGGCCAGGGAGCGACGGCUAUAUCACCUGGACCUCCGGCGGUAAGCCCUCCUGGUCUCUCCUCCCGCAAGCCCUCGCGCCGGACACGGUAGCGAAUAUCUCGGCUCGUUCGGUGAGCCAGGAGCCCAUGUACCUCAUCUUGAACUUGGGACUGAGCGACUCUUUUGGAAAGAUCGACUGGGACGGCAUGGAGUUUCCCUAUGUGAUGAGCGUGGACUGGGUCAGGGUAUACCAGGAGGAAGGGAAGGAGAAUGUGGGGUGUGAUCCGAAGGACUGGCCGACGAAGGGAUACAUUCAGCGCCACUACGCAGCGUAUACGAAUCCCAAUCUUACCAUCUGGGGCUCGACGUCCUCGAAAGGAGGAUACGGCGCUGAUUGGCCGCGUAACCGCUUACAGCCUGGGGGCUGCUCUGCACCCGUGAGCAAGUUGCCUGGCUCGCCGACUCAUCCCAUAGGCAAGGCGCCGAUCAGGAGCACAGAUGUUGCUGCAAAUUGGGAGAAGCCGGCGUGA
This is a messenger RNA of Jaminaea rosea, 2058 nucleotides long. Its product is annotated as concanavalin A-like lectin/glucanase. The record is from RefSeq and is a predicted model, not a curated record. Gene Ontology annotation, molecular function: glucosidase activity. The transcript has 3 exons. NCBI's taxonomy places the organism in Eukaryota, Fungi, Basidiomycota, Exobasidiomycetes, Microstromatales. Gene Ontology annotation, biological process: fungal-type cell wall organization; (1->6)-beta-D-glucan biosynthetic process. Gene Ontology annotation, cellular component: plasma membrane; endoplasmic reticulum membrane. The coding region runs from base 1 to 2058 and encodes 685 amino acids.